Arabidopsis thaliana (thale cress) is the source of this 981-nucleotide messenger RNA. RefSeq lists its product as uncharacterized. The coding region runs from base 39 to 509 and encodes 156 amino acids. The record is from RefSeq and is marked reviewed. The transcript has 2 exons. Lineage: Eukaryota; Viridiplantae; Streptophyta; Magnoliopsida; Brassicales; Brassicaceae.
ACAAACAAACCAAACAAAAAAAAAGAAGAAGAAAGACUAUGGAGAUUCCGCCGUCACAAUCUCCGGCGACUCAACUCCGCCGUACAAAAUCCAUAUCCAACAUGACGACUCUAACUCCUCCAGAAGUUCCUUUCGACAUAGCUUCAACGCCGCCGUCUUCGUUCGAUUACGAGCUCAUCUCCGUAAAACCAUCCUCUUUCGUAGCUUACACUUCUCUCAGAGAUAUCAUCUCUUCUCCGAUUAACUCUUCACUCAAUUUACCGUCGAUCAACGGUAGCUGCUCUCCUGUUAUAUCCACCGCCGCCGGAGAUAUCUCGAUUCGUAACCGUCUCGUUAAGCAAGCUGCUUUGUCUUAUCUUCAACCAACGGUGCUUACUUCGUCAGAUGAUUCUGCUGGUUCUCAAUUCUUCCGCCGCGUUUGGCUUCACUUAUCCGCCGGGUUUCAGUUCUUGCGACGUGUGUUUGAUUGGAUUUUUCAAUCGUUUCGUGUUCCUUUGAUUGUCAAAUAAACUUUGAUUUGACAAAGGAAGUGAUGGAUUUGGUGAGAGUGCUCUGAUGCAGUAAAGCUUGAGGAUGUAUAUGUUUGUUUUGAAUACCUUAUAGAUGGUGAAUUGUUGUUGCAAUUGCUUGAAGAUUUGGAGGCUCCAGUGGAAGAUACAUUGCAGUAGUUGAGCAAUUACUAAAUGUCCUCUUAUCUUUAAGACAGAGAUUCCUUGAUCGAUGUCAGAUUCAUGUUUUGACAUGUAUGGACAUAGUAGCUUCUCGUAGACAUAGCUAAGUCCCUGUUAGAAACCAAGAGAAGAAGAUUGGUCGUUUUGUGAAUCUAAGAAUGAGAAUGAAUUCUCAUUAGAUUUUUAUUGCAUUGUACUGUAGUUAGUACCUGUGAUUUCGGGUAACAUAAGUAGAUGAGAAGAGCGAUUUUGAUCUCUCCGUAGAGUGGUAACCUGCGGAUAGAUGAGAUGAAUCAGAAGGUUUCAUACA